AUGCAAUCCUUCCACCUUACCGCCACCGGUCACAACCUCAACUAUCUCCCCGAGUAUAUCGCCCGCCGGCAUGGCUUCUUCCAAGAGCAAGGGCUCAACGUUACAGUAUCCAUCCCCACGCCAUGGGACGGCGUGCUCGACGCACUGGCAGAUGGCACGGCCGACAUGGCGCUUGGUGGUAUCUGGGUGCCGGCAAUGUAUCGCGACCGAGUGACGGACUACACUGUUUUUGCGCAAAUUGCGAAUCGGUGCCCUCUUGCCCUGCUCCGCCGUGGCCAUCAGGCAAACUUCAAGCUGGAUGAUGUAGCAGGCAAAACCGUCCUGAUGAAGUCGGGCGGCGGGGCCAGCGUUGGUCUCUUCUUUAAGAUGCUGCUCCGUGAGAACAACAUUGACCCGAGGUCUGUGGACUAUAUUCAAGAUCUGGAUGGUGUGAUGCUGGGCAACCUGUUCGAAGGCGGCAUGGGCGACUACUUCGUCACGGACAACCUCUCGGCCCGGGCGAUGGCGGAGCGCAAUCCCGAUAUCUCGGUGGGGAUGGAAAUGGUCUCGCAAGGUGACAUCCCUUGGAGCGUGUAUUACCGGGAGAGUGCGACGAUCACUCCAGAGGUCUUCGAUGCGCACCGGCGUUUCUGCAUUGGCCUUGGCAAAGGUAUCGAGUGGGUACUGAAGCACGACGCAGAAUCGUACCGGGACGAACUCGGCGAACUGUUUCCCAAUAUCCCGGUCGAGGUCGCUAUCACCGUGACGAAUACCUUUCGCCGUGAAGGCAUGUGGACCACGCCCACUAUCCCCCGCCACGCAUUUGACCGGUGGCAGCUGGGGCUUGCCGAUGCGCGCCUGGUCAAGGAACCCUUUGCCUACGAAGCCUUGGUCAAUGAGCCUGCGACGAUGGCCUAG
Messenger RNA from Penicillium canariense, 897 nucleotides. Its product is annotated as ABC transporter substrate-binding protein. Lineage: Eukaryota; Fungi; Ascomycota; Eurotiomycetes; Eurotiales; Aspergillaceae. The coding region runs from base 1 to 897 and encodes 298 amino acids. Gene Ontology annotation, biological process: thiamine biosynthetic process. The transcript has a single exon. The record is from RefSeq and is a predicted model, not a curated record.